This is a messenger RNA of Zingiber officinale, 2880 nucleotides long. Its product is annotated as ent-kaur-16-ene synthase, chloroplastic-like. The coding region runs from base 355 to 2685 and encodes 776 amino acids. The transcript has 14 exons. Lineage: Eukaryota; Viridiplantae; Streptophyta; Magnoliopsida; Zingiberales; Zingiberaceae. Gene Ontology annotation, biological process: diterpenoid biosynthetic process. Gene Ontology annotation, molecular function: terpene synthase activity; magnesium ion binding. The record is from RefSeq and is a predicted model, not a curated record.
UCUAUUCGCUCCGCAGCGAGCAGGCCCGACUGCAUCCUACCGACGCCGCUGCCACUCCGAAUCCUCCUCCCCUUCUUCCCUUCUCUCCCUCUAUAUGAGUUUUCUAAAUUCCUCUCCCGCAGCACGCAGCGCCCCCCGCUACCCAACCGUCGCCACUUCCGCCGGCAUCCGGCCGCUGCCCAACCGUCGCCGCCCGCUAAAUCCCGUCAGUAGAAACCCGCCAGCUGAUCCUCCCUCUGCAAUCCUUCACUCCUUCUCCUCUCUCCUCCCUUCUUUUCCUCUAUCUCCUUUCUGUUUCGCUGUACCGAAUCUGCUGCAGAUUCUUCAAUAAGUUCGUUGCAGAUCUUGCAGAUUAUGUAUUCUGUCACAGCUGUUGCUCCGAAAAGCAGAUACAAGACGCAUAGAAGUGACAACAAGACAUAUAUGUGCCUGGAUGAAUCAAUUGCAAGAAUCAGUAUGCAAUUCCAGAAGAUCCAACUUUCAGCUUCAUCUUAUGAUACUGCAUGGGUAGCUAUGGUUCCUUCUCCAACUUCUUCUAACCAUCCAUGCUUUCCACAAUGCCUUGAUUGGAUAAUAAAGCAUCAACAUUCUGAUGGAUCAUGGGGACUUGAUAAUUUCAAACCCUUUCUUAUUAAAGACUACCUUUCUUCGACAUUAGCUUGUAUAAUUGCCCUAGAACGCUGGAAAGUUGGUCAGGAACAAGUCAUUAAGGGUCUCAACUUUAUUGGGAGUAAUUUUUCAUCCAUUUUGGACAAGCGCUUGCAGUCACCUAUUGGCUUUGAUAUUAUAUUUCCAGGCAUGCUUGAAUAUGCCAUCAACAUUGGUUUAGAUGUUCCUAUAGAACAUCAUGAGAUAGAUAACAUGCUUCGCUGGCGAAAUGCAGAACUACACAGAGAACAAGGAAGUUGCAACGCGAGAGAAACCUAUUUAGCAUAUGUUGCUGAAGGAUUAGGGAAUUUACAUGACUGGAAGGAAACUAUGAAAUAUCAGAGGAAAAAUGGAUCAUUGUUUAACUCACCUGCCACAACUGCUGCUGCAAUGAUGCAUUGUAAUGAUUCUAAGGCAUAUGAGUACUUACAUUCUCUUCUUUUGAAGUUUGACAGUUCAGUUCCUACAUUAUAUCCUGCUGAUGUGCAUACACAUCUUCAUCUGAUUGACAUUAUUGAAAAGUUGGGAAUCGCUGACCACUUCAGACAUGAGAUAAAAAGUAUUUUGGAUAAAACAUAUAGAAGCUGGUUACUUGAAGAGGAAGAAAUCCAUUCAGAUAUAGCCACAUGUGCCAUGGCUUUUCGCCUCCUUCGAUUGAAUGGAUACGAUGUAUCUUCGGAUUGCUUAAGUCGGCUUGGUGAUGUACACUAUUUUAGCAAUACAUUGCAAGGACAUCUGAAGGACGUGAACACUGUAUUAGAAUUGUACAAGGCAUCACAAAUCAAAAUAUAUCCCUAUGAGCAAGGUUUAGAUAAAUUAGCCUCUUGGUCAAGAAUGUUUCUUAAAGAAGCAUUAAUCACCAACCAAAAUCUGGGACACCAGAUUGGUUUACAAGAGGUGGAUUAUGAUCUAAAGUUUCCGAUUUGGUCCAGUUUGGAACGUUUAGAGCAUAAAAAUACCAUUGAAAACUUCACUCUUGACAAUUUACAAGUACUCAAAACUUCCUAUGAGUGUUAUAGCAUAAAGGAUAACGAUCUAGUGAGAUUGGCAUUGGAUUGCUUUCGAACUUCUCAGCGUACAUAUCAAGAAGAACUCCAAAUGCUUGACAAUUGGGUGAAAGAUAACAAACUAGAUCAACUGGAAUUUGCUCGGCAAAAACAUACUUAUUGCUAUUUUUCUGCUGCUGCAACACUUUUCUCUCCUCAAAUGAGUGAUGCCCGCAUAUCUUGGGCUAAAAACAGUAUCCUCACAACUGUGGUUGAUGACUUCUUCGACAUUGGAGGAUCUAGAGAGGAGCUUCACGAUCUUAUUUCGUUGGUUGAGAAGUGGGAUGCAAAUUGGGAAAAGGAGACACAUUCUGAACAAGUUAAGAUCAUUUUUUCUGCUUUGUUCAAUGCUAUCAAUGAACUUGGGACCAAGGCAUCAGCAUUGCAGAAGCGAACUGUCACCCACCAUUUAGUUGAGAUAUGGCUUAGAUUGAUGAAGUCCAUGAUGCAAGAAGCUGACUGGCUGCUAACCAAGGAAGUUCCUUUUUUGGAUGAGUACAUGAAGAAUGGGUUUGUGUCCUUUGCUCUAGGGCCAAUUAUUCUCCCAGCACUCUAUUUUGUUGGACCGGAACUUCCAGAAAGUACUGUUAGGCAUAUAGAGUAUGAGAAUUUGUUCGAGCUAGUAAGCACAUGUGGGCGUCUCCUCAAUGACAUGCAAGGUUUUCAAAGAGAAGGUAAAGAAGGGAAGCUGAAUGGUGUAUCGCUACGCAUUCUCCACAGUCAUUGUUCAAUAUCUGAAGAAGAUGUGAAGCAGGAAAUGCAACAGGAAAUAGACUCUGCCAGGACCGAGCUCUUGAGAAUGGUGCUGCAACAAGAUGGGAGCGUUGUCCCCAGACCCUGCAAGGAUCUGUUCUGGAAGAUGUGCAAAAUACUGCACCUCUUCUACAUGAACACCGACGGGUUUACAUCACCGAAAGAGAUGGUGAGUGCAGUCAACGCAGUCAUCCAUGAACCCAUAAAACCCAAGCUUAACAGUGGCGCGGAGCGGUAAAAGGACAACCUCUCUGUCUCAAUGGCAUUGUAUCAACGAGAUUGAAUCGAGAGAUGCGGCAUUGGUUCGUUUGUUUGUUUGUUUUGUUGGUUCAUCUUCCAGAACUUAAUCAUCCGAUGUUAUUAUUCCAAGCAAUCUACUCUUAUUAUUUAUCGAACUGAUGUUUCAUCCAAAAUCUACUUUGAUUUUUGUUGU